Molecule: messenger RNA, 1288 nt
Organism: Engraulis encrasicolus (European anchovy)
Lineage: Eukaryota; Metazoa; Chordata; Actinopteri; Clupeiformes; Engraulidae
Product: zinc finger protein 184-like
Exons: 2
Coding region: 50-1192 (380 amino acids)
Biological process (GO): regulation of gene expression
Cellular component (GO): nucleus
Source: RefSeq, a predicted model, not a curated record
AGUCAUCUUGAAGAAGAGAUUUGAGGUUUUACUUCUAUCUCAAGCAGUCAUGACCAUGAAGGAAAUUAAAGAGGAAGACUUUGAUGAUUUUCUCCAAGAGUAUUCAAGGCAAACCCAAGAGGAUGAUUCAACCAGCAAAGAAGAGGUGAAUCCUGCAAUAAAAAUGGAAGAGAAGUCCAAUGUUACAGGAAUCAGUCAUGAUGGUAUGAAGUUUACCAGCAAGGUGUCAGAAUCAUCCCAACUGGUUACAAUAAAGAAGGAGAUCAAAGAAGAAGACGUUGAUUUUCUUCAAGAGUAUUUAUGGCAACCACGACAGGAUGAUUCAACAAGCACAACAACCUGCAAAGAAGAAAUCAUCCCUGCAAUGGACAUUAAAGAGGAAGAGGAAUCCAAUGUUACAGGAAACAGUCAUGAUGGAAUGAAUUUUACCAGCAAGGAGUCAGAAUCAUCCCAACUGGUCACAUACAAGAAGGAGAUCAAAAGAGAGGACUUUGAAGACUCCUCGCAGAGAACGCAAGAGAAUGAUGAAACAAAGUCAUCUUUCUUUAUGGAAGAAAAUUCUUCAUCCAUGGAUAUUCGAGAGGAAAUUCACCAUAAUCUGAUCGAUAAUGGCAACAAUGGCAUGUCCCCAACAAGUGCCCCUGCGGUCAACAUGCAUACUGGGAGGACACUUUUGUGCACCACAUGUGGAAAGAUGUUUAGUUAUGCAGGACAUUUAAGGAGACACCAGAGGCUUCAUACUCAUACUGGUGAAAAGAGUUACCCUUGUAAAACAUGUGGGAAAGGUUUUACAACAAAAGAUACUCUUCAGGCACACCUGAGGAUUCAUACUGGAGAAAAGUCUUUCCCAUGUACAACAUGUGGAAAGGCUUUCGUACAAAAAAGUUAUCUCCAAAACCACCUGAUGAUUCACACUGGUGAAAAGCCUUUCCAAUGUAUAACAUGUGGAAAAUCCUUCAGAGAAGGAAGCACUUUAAGGAGACACCAGAUGAUUCAUACAGGUCAAAAGCCAUUUCCAUGUAUCACAUGUGGAAAAGCUUUUAGAGACACAAGUAAUUUAAUAACACAUCAGAGGACUCACACUGGUGAAAAGCCUUACGUAUGUGCCACAUGUGGAAAGGCCUUUACACAGGCAAGUCAUUUAAAGAUUCACCAGAGUACCCACACUGGUGAAAGAUCAAUGUGCCACUGAGUAGAUUGGGCAGAUAUGUGUAAAGAAAAAAAAGAUUUUUUUUGGUAACAUUAUUAGAAUGCUUAACAUACUGUAUGUACAUGAUUGCACUGCUAU